This is a messenger RNA of Penicillium lagena, 3429 nucleotides long. Its product is annotated as cysteine--tRNA ligase. Gene Ontology annotation, biological process: carbohydrate metabolic process; cysteinyl-tRNA aminoacylation. Lineage: Eukaryota; Fungi; Ascomycota; Eurotiomycetes; Eurotiales; Aspergillaceae. Gene Ontology annotation, cellular component: cytoplasm. The record is from RefSeq and is a predicted model, not a curated record. Bases 1 to 3429 code for a protein of 1142 amino acids. The transcript has 10 exons. Gene Ontology annotation, molecular function: cysteine-tRNA ligase activity; ATP binding.
AUGUCUGCGCGCCAGCAGCCGCCAUGGCGCCAACCGCCCUCGAAUCCAGACGUCAACCUCCCUCCCUUGAACGUGUGGAACUCUCUCACCAAAUCCAAAACACCGUUCAUCCCAAUCGACCCAGCGGGCAAAAAGGUUAAUUGGUACGCCUGCGGACCGACGGUGUACGACGAUUCGCAUCUGGGCCAUGCCAGGAACUAUGUGACCACCGAUAUCAUUCGGCGCAUCAUGCGCGACUACUUCAAGUUUGAUGUUCAUUUUGUUAUGAAUAUUACCGAUGUGGAUGAUAAGAUUAUUCUCCGCGGUAGACAACAGCAUCUAUUCAACGAAUUCGUGGCCGUGAACCCCACCGUCUCCGCCGCUGUUUUGGACACUGCGAAAAGUGCAUACACCGCCUACCUGAAGAAAAACCUGCCUCUCCUCUCCCCCGAUCUGGCUCCGUCUCGCUAUCAAGAAGAAGUCGAAAAGGUGUACGCAGUCGUUUUGAAUGGUGGCGCAUUACCAGGGAAUGAGAAGCCGGGUGACGAUGAGGCCAAGGUUAAGAUGCAUAUCAAGACGGCUGCGUCGGCCGCCGAGGUGAUUGCGCAGGCUGGAACUCUCGGUGACUCAACCGACACUACUGCGUUCGCCAAGUCUUUCUAUUCCGGAACGCAGGAUAUCCUGCUGCCUUACUUGGAUGCUCUGAAGGGCACCUCGAUCGACGCGAACGACCACAGUAUCUUCACCAAGUUGACGAAGAAAUACGAAGCAAGCUUCAUGAAGGACAUGCGCGACCUCAACGUUCUCGACCCAGACGAGCUGACUCGCGUGACGGAGUAUGGUGAUGAAAUAGCUGAUUUCGUGGAGCGCAUCGUGCAGAACAAAUUUGGAUAUGUCACGGCUGAUGGAUCGGUGUAUUUCGAUAUUGAUGCCUUCGAAGCGGCGGGUCAUCCGUACGCGCGGCUUGAGCCAUGGAGCCGUUCCGACAACAAGCUAGCCGCAGAGGGGGAGGGUGCAUUGGCCAGCAAGACCACCGAAAAGCGCGGAGCUUCCGAUUUUGCGCUCUGGAAGUCUUCGAAGCCAGGGGAGCCGAGCUGGUCCAGCUCCUGGGGCAAGGGCCGUCCCGGUUGGCAUAUUGAGUGCUCAGCCAUGGCGUCAGCCCGACUGGGCAAGCAGAUGGAUAUCCACUCUGGAGGCAUUGACCUUGCAUUCCCGCAUCACGAUAAUGAAUUGGCUCAGAGCGAGGCUUACUGGGAUGACCAUAGCCACUCGCACGACCAGUGGGUCAACUAUUUCUUGCACAUGGGCCACUUGUCCAUCCAAGGGUCUAAGAUGUCGAAGUCCUUGAAGAACUUCACUACUAUUCGCGAGGCGCUUGGGCGAAACGAUUGGACAUCGCGCAGUCUGCGGAUUGUGUUCCUUCUGGGCGGCUGGAGAGAUGGUGUCGAGAUCACAGAAGAGCUGGUGAACUUUGGCAACUCGUGGGAGGACAAGGUGAACAAUUUCUUCCUGAAAGUGAGGGAUCUUGAAGCCCUUCAGGGACACGCAUCCGGCACCGACAGCACCCUUGCUGCUGAUUUGAAAGCAGCCCAGAAGGCUGUGUACGAACAGCUCUGCGAUUCGUUCAAUACUCCCGCUGCGAUGCAAUCAAUUUCGGAGUUUAUCACAAAGUACAACUCUGCCGAUAAAUCCACCUUGAAUCUCAAGGAUGUGGAGGCUGCUGCUAGGUGGGUGACGUCUAUGGUCAACAUCUUUGGCCUCAAUGGUACCGCCGCUGCGGACAGUCCCGAGAUUGGCUGGUCGGGCAUCGAUGUCCCCCAAGAGGCCAAGCCUUUCCUCUACCCGCUUUCUUCCAUGCGCGACACCUUACGACUGGCCGCACGCGAUAAAGCCGGUAUCAGCUCCAAGGAAAUCGAGGAGGUUCUCGCUCGUGAUUCUGCACCUGCAGCCGAGUCCGAGAUCGCGAAACCCUACGCAGCGGUCUAUUCCAAUUUCCGCACAAAUGUCAGCGCCCUGCAAUCAUCCGAUUCCAUCGCCAAAGAAGUCCUGGCCCUGUGCGAUCGCGUGCGAAACGUCGACCUCUUCGAUCUCGGCGUUUACCUCGAAGACCGCGACAACCUCCCCGCCCUGGUGCGGCCAGUGACCCGCGAGAUGCUUCAAGCGCGUGAGGAAAAGGCCGCACGAGCCCGCCAAAAGCAAAUGGAGAGACAGAAGCAGGAGCAGGAGGCCCUCAAGCGGCUGGAGAAAGGCAAGCUAAGUCACCUCGAGAUGUUCAGGACGAAUGAGUACAGCGCGUGGGACACAGAUGGUAUUCCGACGCACGAUGCUGCCGGUGAGGAGAUCACUAAGAGCCGGGCGAAGAAGCUGCGCAAGGAUUGGGACCGGCAGAAGAAGGCGCAUGAGGCAUGGUUGGCUAUCCGGCUAACGUGCCUUGUUCGUGACGAGUCCGGCACACCUUACCGCUACAGCAUGGCUACUCCGUCCGGCCUCGAUUACAUGCGUUCCCGCACAGUGGUCGACUGUGACACGAUGGACGAGGAGGUGGCUAAGACCCUGGGACCCUUCCAGGACUGCACAUCGAACCAAGCCAUUGCCUUCGGCGAGCUGUCCAAACCAGCUCGUAACGAAGUGAUUAUUGCCGCUGUGGCAGACGCAAAGAUACUGCAUUCUAAAUACUCCUCGAUCAGUGUUGAAGAAUUAGCCGUGGAGAUUGCUAUGGUUCGGCUAGCUGUGGGUAUGUCCAAACAUAUCUAUGGACGCGUCCAUGUGCAGACGAAUCCAUAUUACUCAUAUUCAACUGAGAAGACCGUCGUCAAUGCCCUGCGAAUUGUCCAGCUAUUUCAAUACAUCCAGCCUGACUUUGACGUCUCCCGCAUCGCUAUCAAGAUCCCAAGCACCUGGGAAGGCAUGAUGGCGUGCCGCACCCUCGAGCUAGCCGGCGUGCGCACGCUAGCAACCACUUUGUUCAGCAUGGCCCAGGCAGUGCUAGCAGCUGAAGUGGGCUGCACGUAUAUUGCACCUUAUGUCAACGAGCUGAAGGUGCAAUUUGAUACGAGUCUGGUCGACAAGGCAAAACUGCUUCCACUCUGUGUUGCUAUUCAGAAGUACUACAAAUACAUAAAUGCAACCACAAAGGUCCUACCGGCGAGCCUGACCUCGACAGAGGAGAUCUACUCUCUCGCUGGCGUAGACCAUCUCACUAUCGCCCCCCACCUCCUGGCGCAAUUGACAGAGCCUGCCCCCACUGGUACCAAUUCGUUGUUCGACGAGGCACCUACAGUGCCCAUUCGAGAAACUGACACGUCUUUUCUUAAUGAUCCCGCCAAAUUUCAAAUUGUAUUUGUCCGAGAUUUGUUUGGGGCGAGUCAUAUCAAGUUGACUGAGGCCGUCAAUAUUUUCUGCGAUUUCCAGAUUAAAUUGGAACAGAUGAUGAAAGUUGCGGCCGCGUAA